AUGGCUCUACAUUUGAGCAGUGCAUGUUUCUGUACUUUUAGUCGGAAUAAAAUUAGGACAGUUAAAGCUGUGGCUUCCGGGCAGGAAAGUACUGUUCUGAAGACCGAUGAAGAGAAAUUGAAGUUGGGUGGUUCUGAACUGAAGGUGAGCAGGCUUGGGAUUGGUGCCUGGUCAUGGGGUGACACCAGUUACUGGAACAAUUUCGAUUGGGAUGACAGAAAAAUGAAGGCUGCCAAGGCUGCUUUUAAUGCCAGUGUUGACUGUGGUAUAACAUUAGUUGAUACAGCUGAGGUUUAUGGCUCAAGGCUUGCUUUGGGAGCAGAAAGUUCUGAAACACUGUUGGGAAGAUUCAUCAAGGAAAAGAAAGAUAAGAAUCCAGAUAUAGAAGUCAAUGUUGCGACCAAAUAUGCAGCGUUACCAUGGAGGCUCGGUCGCCAGAGUGUUAUUUCUGCUCUGAAGGAUUCUCUAUGUCGCCUUGGACUGUCUUCUGUGGAUCUCUAUCAGCUCCACUGGCCAGGAGUAUGGGGAAAUGAAGGAUAUAUUGAUGGUCUAGCUGAUGCAGUGGAGCAGGGUCUUGUGAAGGCUGUUGGAGUAUGCAACUAUAGUGAGAAGCGUCUUCGUGAUGCAUAUAACCAACUUCAAAAGAGAGGUAUUCCUCUGGCUUCCAACCAAGUAAAUUACAGUCUCAUAUACAGACUCCCAGAGGAGAAUGGUGUCAAAACUGCCUGUGAAGAACUUGGGAUCACUAUAAUCGCUUAUUCCCCAAUUGCUCAAGGUGCUCUGACGGGGAAAUACACUCCAGAUAACCCUCCCUCUGGCCCUAGAGGACGGAUUUAUACCCCCGAGUUCCUGACAAAGUUACAACCUCUGAUAAAUCGAAUAGAAGAGAUUGGACAAAACUACAAUAGAACUCCAACUCAGGUUGUCCUCAACUGGUUAAUCGCCCAGGAGAACGUUGUACCAAUACCCGGGGCCAGAAAUGCAGAGCAGGCUACAGAGUUUGCUGGCGCACUCGGGUGGAGACUCAGUGCCGAAGAAAUUGAUGAGCUCCGUUCUAUGGCAUCAGAAAUCAAACCUGUCAUAGGAUUCCCAGUUGAGAAGUUCUAA
Molecule: messenger RNA, 1107 nt
Organism: Fraxinus pennsylvanica
Lineage: Eukaryota; Viridiplantae; Streptophyta; Magnoliopsida; Lamiales; Oleaceae
Source: the annotation of a GenBank genome assembly